Molecule: messenger RNA, 1419 nt
Organism: Ascoidea rubescens DSM 1968
Lineage: Eukaryota; Fungi; Ascomycota; Saccharomycetes; Ascoideales; Ascoideaceae
Exons: 1
Coding region: 58-1419 (453 amino acids)
Source: RefSeq, a predicted model, not a curated record
AAAAAUUUAAAUCUAUUUGAUUACCCCAAAAAGAUUGAAUUUAACAAUUUAAUUCACAUGUAUUCAAUUAUCAAUAAUAAUAAGAUGUCUCUUGAUAAUGAUUUUUCUUUAUUAAAUUUCCAAGUUCAUUUAAAAAAUUUUAAUCAAAUUAAUAAAAAUUUAAAUAACAUUCCAAUAACAAUAACUUCAAAAUUGCCUGAAUCUUUUAUCCUUGAAAAGGCUGAUGAUAUCGAUGAUUAUUUUAUUAUUUAUUCAAUUCAACAUCCCUUAACAAUAAUAACUUUAUUAGAUUGUCAUAAUAAUAAAUUACCAAGUGCUAAUUUAUUUAAAAACUUAUUAUUUUAUCAAAACAAUGACCCAGACAAAUUAAAUUAUUUAAAUCCUUUGUUUAAUCAAUUGAUUGAUUCAGAAUUUAGUAAUAAAAAGAAUUCAGUAAAGAAUUUUAAUGAUAAAUAUAAUUAUAAUUUUGAUUUGAUGGAUAGAAAUUUAAUUAAUAACGACAAUUAUGAUCAAUUUCCAUUGCACAAUAAUGAACUAAAAAUUCAUGAAAAUAAACUAAAAAACUUAUUGGACAAAAUUAUUGAUGAUUAUUUUUUAUCAAGAAAUGUUUUUUAUUUUAACUGGGAAAUAUUCGAUGAUUAUUCUUAUGAAUAUUUAAUAAAUGAAUAUUUUCCAACAAUAUUUGGUUUCAGUUUUAUUAAAUAUUAUCACAAUCAAAAUAAUGAUGAAUUUUCAAAUACAGCCAUAAUGCUUGACCCUAUUCAAGAUGAACAACAAGAAAAUCAAUUGAUCAGUGACAACAUAAUUAUUGAUUUAUCUAUUUCAUUGAUGGAUUUAAAACUGGAGGCGAAUGUUGAUGAUAAAUAUAAUUUUAAAAAUCUGCAAAAGAAUCUACUAGAUUUUGAUCAUCUCACCAAAAAGAUUUACUAUGUUAAGAACCUAAUUAUUAAUAAUAAAAAAACUAUUCAUCCUGUAUAUCCCAAACCAAAAACUCAAGAUGAAAUUGAAGAUUCAAUGAGUAUAUUAAAAGAUAAAUUUUAUGAUAACUCUGGAAUCCUUGAGUAUAUUAAGAACAUAACAACUGAUUCUUCUUUUGAUAACCUUCAUUUAUUAUACUCUGUGAUUUUCAGCAACUCACUAUCUAAUUCAUUUGAUAAGAAUUUUGUCAGUAAUUUAGAAAAAUUGAAAGUUGUUUUUGAGAGAGACAACGAUGCCUCAAAUUUUCAGCUAGCAAAAGAAAUAAUUAGAAUGUUUGAAUUACUUCACGAUAAAUCGAUUCAAAUUAGUCUAUCUGAUGAUCGGUACUCGAUAGUUGAUGUUAGUGAAGUUUACAAUACUCUUGAUAUGGAAAUUUGGAAAUUGGUCAAGCAUUUAAACUAUUGGAGUGCUACUGAGGCCCGGUUUUUCAAAGAGCUUUAA